Molecule: messenger RNA, 1059 nt
Organism: Cyphomyrmex costatus
Lineage: Eukaryota; Metazoa; Arthropoda; Insecta; Hymenoptera; Formicidae
Exons: 5
Coding region: 117-1007 (296 amino acids)
Biological process (GO): reciprocal meiotic recombination
Cellular component (GO): site of double-strand break
Source: RefSeq, a predicted model, not a curated record
GUGACUUGUGACACCUAACAUUUAUGGCGCGCAUUAAUUCAUAAACGUAAAUAGAUAGCCACAAGCAGAACUAUUAUCUACACGUUUCAUUUGAUUAUACGGGUUAUACGGUAGAAAUGGACUUAGAUACAGCUUACAUUGAACCGUUGAUUCACGAUUGGAUCGAACAUCUUCAGCAAACUAUGAGAAAACAGGAACAAGAACAGAUUACUAAUACAAUCAAUUUUGCCAUGUCAUUUGUAGCAAUUCCGGCAUCUACUAUAAAAGUAGCCUUCAAGAUAGCGGAAUAUUUGGAAUUAGAGCCAAAUGUCAAAUAUAUGGCUAUUGAACUAUAUGACAAAUUCAUGUGUAAACACUUUUGGGAACUUUAUAAGACAGAGUUUAUGAAUGAUCCAUCUCAAGCAUCGUGGUUUAAAAUUUGCAAAAGAACUUCUAAUCAAACAAAAUUAAAUCUAAUAUCAUGUUUUCAAUUGGCGUGUAAAAUGGAUUCUCAUUCUACUACUUUAGGAAUAUCACAGGUUCUUAAUAUUCUAUACCUGAUUGACAAAGAGUCUGAAUAUACACGAAAUAUGAUUUCCUCUUCGGAAAUUAAAGUUUUUAAAACAGUAGGAUGUGCAAUGCCUCUUUAUACACCAUUACACUAUAUCGAAAUUCUUCUGGCAGCGACAGGUCUUGGAGAAAUGCCAAAUACGUUUAACGUUUCGAAAAAUUUGUUAGAUUUGGCUUAUCUAAAGCAUGACAGAUUAUAUUCGCAAAUUCAUUUAUAUUACAUGCACAAAGAUACUGUAAAUGCAGAAUGUGUAGCCAGGAAGUUGAUAUCAUUGAAAUCAAAUGUACUUUACUUAAGUGCAGCAAUAGUGUAUUGCACAACGUUUUUUUUAUGCUUGGAUACAAAUACUACGGAGGAGCAAAUUUUUGUAGCGAAAUUGGCAGAAUUAUCACACACAACUGAUACUGAUAUUUGCAAUAUGGCCAAUAUAUUGCUCUCAAUAGCGACACAAGAGUAAUGUAAUAGACUGCAUAUUAUAAACAAUUUUACAUGCACAUGCAUGUGUGUAU